Molecule: messenger RNA, 1416 nt
Organism: Rhododendron vialii
Lineage: Eukaryota; Viridiplantae; Streptophyta; Magnoliopsida; Ericales; Ericaceae
Product: protein LOW PSII ACCUMULATION 1, chloroplastic
Exons: 4
Coding region: 124-1143 (339 amino acids)
Source: RefSeq, a predicted model, not a curated record
UAGAGCAACGUGGUUGUAUGAGGAUCAACCGAAAAUCCAAACUGCAGAGAGAGAAAACGCACCGGGGCUCAUGUUAGCACAACUCCUUGGGACAGUUCUUGGAGCUCAAAAAGAACGGCGGCCAUGGCUUUGGUGACGAAUCUAUCCUACCUAAUCUGGUGCUCUCAGCUUCAUCCCAGGAACAACCACCACCCGUCGGGCUUUUCCCGCCAAACCCCCGGUCACGAUUUGCAGUUGAAUCACCGGCCUUUAUUCACUUCCUCUUCCGCCGAUGCCUCAUUUCCCCCGCCGCCGCGUUGGACAUGGCCGUCGCCACCGUCCACUUCCCUCACCUGCUCUGCCACCAAUAGGCCCACCUCUCCUUCCUCAGAAAUUAGUUCUUCAGCCAAGAUACGAAGCGAAGUCCUUUCUCCCUUCCGGACUGUGCGGAUGUUCUUCUAUCUUGCUUUUAUUGCAAGUGGUUCUCUUGGAGGACUAAUAGCCACCUCACAACUUAUUGGUGCAUUGGGAAACUCAUCAAGAGCAGCUCAAGUCCCUGACAUUCUCAUGGGCCUCGGCAUUGAUGUGGGGGCAGUUUCUGUCUUUGCAUUCCUUUAUUAUAGGGAAAACAGUGCUAAGAACAUUCAGUUGGCUAGACUGUCAAGAGAAGAAAACCUCUCAAAUCUAAAGCUCCGUGUAAGUGAGAAAAAGGUUAUUUCUGUCAACGACUUGAGAGGGAUUGCUCGCCUUGUCAUACUUGCUGGCCCCGCGUCUUUCAUCUCCGAGUGUUUCAUGAGAAGCGAGCCUUAUACUGAGGCACUUUUGGAACGAGGAGUACUUGUGGUGCCUUUUGCUAUGGAUGGGAAUUCGCCUAGUUUUGAAUUCGACGAGAGUGAAGAGAUGGAGGAGAUGACCAGUAGAAGGAAGAGGCUUUGGCAGCUGGUUCCUGUUUAUACAAUGGAGUGGUCCAGGUGGUUGGAUGAGCAAAAGAAACUGGCGAAUGUCUCCCCUGAAUCUCCUGUGUACUUAUCUCUACGCAUUGAUGGUCGUGUUCGCGGCAGUGGCGUCGGUUACCCUCCGUGGAAUGCUUUCAUCGCUCAAUUACCACCGGUAAAGGGGAUUUGGUCCGGUCUUCUUGAUGGCAUGGAUGGAAGAGUUCUGUAAAAACAGGGUUCCUUUCCUCUUUGUAGUUUAUAAUCCCUUUGUUUAACAGGUUUUAUUUUCAUAAAGCAAUUGGGGGAAACCAUCAAUUUUAAAUUUUGAUAUUUUUGUAUAUGAAGAUGUGAAAUUUGAACGCUUUAUUUUGUUAGUUCAAGACCUGACCACUGGAUGUCCCUAAAUACAACAAAAUCCAGGGAACAUGAUGCAUCCAAUGUAUCAUUCACUUGUCUUCUCUCUUUCCAUUUGAUGUGAUGCUUGUUAUUUUGGGCUUUAAAA